This is a messenger RNA of Hypanus sabinus (Atlantic stingray), 7286 nucleotides long. RefSeq names its product splicing regulatory glutamine/lysine-rich protein 1-like. Lineage: Eukaryota; Metazoa; Chordata; Chondrichthyes; Myliobatiformes; Dasyatidae. The record is from RefSeq and is a predicted model, not a curated record. Gene Ontology annotation, cellular component: nucleoplasm. The coding region runs from base 4498 to 7191 and encodes 897 amino acids. Gene Ontology annotation, molecular function: RNA binding. The transcript is spliced from 10 exons.
AUGACUAGACUGGCGAAGGCAGACCUGUGCACUUGCCUACUGUAGGCAUUGUUUGCCAUGCCACUAAUGCUGCCAACCAAGCAAAGCCUUCACGGGGGGAAUAAUGACUGGAGACUGCCCGUCGACCUCUUCCAAGAUGGAUGCCCUGUCUUUUUUUUAUUUGUCCCUUGUAUGCGUCUUCUCUUUAGGCAUUUUAAUCCUUUUCUGUUUCUGUACUGUGUUUGUAAAUGUUCUCUAACUAAAAUGCUGUUUAAUAAAUUAGUGCCUGAUGUGCAGCAUGCAUGCGUGUGUGUGUGAGAGAUUGUGUGUGGGCAUGUGUGUGUGUAUGUUUAUAUUGGGAGUCAAUUUUUUUUGUGGAAGAAUUAAUUAUAACAUUUUGUUUUAAAAUGCCAAGAUAAAUGUUAUUUGUUAUUUGACAUUUACAUUUAACCAUAAAUUGUUUUAAAUUGCAAGAGUUUGUUUUCAACAAACUUAAUGUACAGCAUUGAAACAUUCAGUUGAUUUGAGACCACAACAUUUGCUAUGAAUGCUGUAUGUAGAGAGACCCCUUUUCCUGUUUGGGUAAUGAUAUCUGUCUGCUUAUUUGUAUAUGCUGCUAAGUAAAAAUAGUGUAAGUUUUAUGGAUAAUAUUGAAAGCUAGCUGCAGCAAAAAAAAAUCUGUUUUAUACCACAUUUGCAUUUUUCAAACAAUUUGACUUUAGUUUUAAUCAAUUAUUAAAAAUCUCAUGUUUUAAAGAUUUUUUUAACAGCAGAUAAUGCAAUUAGUUGAAAAUGUGAACCUGAUUUCUUGCCUGUGUUUCAGGCCUUCCCAGAAAUACCUGCUGCGCUCUCAGUUCACUCAAAAUCUGCCAUUUAAAAAAAAAAUUCUUUCUUUCCAGUGUUUGUAUUAUCAACAUUAUUAUGUAAUGUAAAAUAGAUCAUGCAUUUGGGUUAGAAAAAUGCAGUAUACUGUAUGAUUUUUAUUUCUAAAAUAAUACUUGCUAAAAUUGAUAUGAGAUCAUUUUUCUUAUCUAAAAUCUAGCUGCUUGGUAAUAUAAAAGUAAGAAUUGAUGUUUCUUAAUAUGACACUGUGUGGAAGAAUUUUUCUUAACUGACUAAACUUGUAUCUUUAUAUUAUAACCCAAGUAUUGGCAGUUUUUCCUAGUGUACGCAGUGAUUUGUGCUGGGGUACAAUUUUCUUGGGAGCCAACAGCUCUUGUGUAUUACUUAAAGGUGAUUGUUUAUAUGUGUAUUGACAACAAAAGUAAGUGGGUUAAUGAAAACUAAAUAGUGAAAAUGUUCAUCAGAUCAAGCAGCUUCUGUGAAGAGAGAAACAAAGUUAACGUUCUGCUGGAAACAUCAAUUCUCUAGUACUGUGGAAGAAUAAUACAGUAUAUCUAAAUCUUAUCCAUACUCAGAAUCCACCCAUGUGGUUUUAAACACAGUUCAUGGAUUAGUUACAUAAUAUCGGAAAUUAAGCUCUAGACUUCCCUGGUCCACAAGGCACUAUCAACUUUCAAAGGAAUUGUCUCAUGGAACUCCUUGGUAGAUCUCUUUUACUGCUUGUUUUUAGAAAGCAAUAGAGUUAGAUUUGUAUUACAAACUAUGAUUUGAGUAAUUACAAUUUAAAUGCUAAGCUGAAACUCGGUUAAAUUUUAGCGAUGAUCACAAAGAACAUUUGAUGUGUUAGUUCUUUAAUGCUGCAAGUUGAGGAUUGUUAUGAAGAAUUGCAGUUAACUUGGAUAUAUUGUUUACCUUUGUUUAUACAUUUGUUGCUGUUCAGAAUAGUUCCACUAACCCAUAGUGACAUGGACAAUUUAACACAUUUGGCAUAAGAAUAGAUGAAAAAGAGUGGUAAUGUAUUCUUUCGUCCAGACAUGGUACAGCCUUCAUGCAUCAUUUGUCCAUUGACUUCCAAUUAAAGUCAAGGGAAUUUUAUGGGAAAGGAUAAUAAACUUGUGUUGUUAUGGAAAAUCAGGAAAAUUCUCCUAAGAACAAACACAUUUUAGGUGACUUUAGUAUCCAGUGCAAGUGAGAUCAUUCAAGAUGUUCUGAAAAUGUCAGUUCUGACAAAAAAAAGUACUGCUUCUUCGGAAGCUUUCUAUUGUCACAUUUAUUUAGGAUUAUGGAGCAGAAAUGUCACAGAACUUUCUUAUUGUGAGGAGCAGGAUCAAGAUCAUCAGUAGAUAAGAGGGCCAAGUGAGGAUAAGCUGACAUGAUUCUACUCUUUAACGCUUGUGCAUCAGUUUCAAAUUCUUUUGUGCUGGUGAGAUGUGUGGUGAUUGUAGCCCACUUUGGAAAGGUAGAAUUCUUCUUUAACAUAUUUAGUUUGGGUUUUUGCAAUACAGUUGAAUGCAGUUUAAAAUUCACACUUCAUGUGAUUACCAUGCAUUAGGAGACCUAGCAGUGAGACCUAGUUAAUUAAAUACUAACUAUUAGCAGGCUUUUUCAACAUUCUUUGUGAGAUAGGAAUGCUUUAAGUCCUUGAGGAAGCUUUCAGUCUUCUCUCAGCCAUUUAUGGUUGCCCAAGAUUCUUUUCUUGCACUGCCAUCUACUCCUGUUCAGCUCACUAUCAACAAUAGCUUCUCUAUUUGUCAUGAAUGUGUCACCCUUAGCUUGCUUUCCUUCCUGGUCACUGGUCAGCCCAUAGAUCCAGCUGACUGUCAGAUGGGGAAUAACAUAAGAAAUUGAAAUGAAGUCCUGUUAAAUUUCGCUUGUAAUCCAGCCUGUAAAAUUCUGCAGUGUUCUACAUGGAUUUGCUUGCUGGCCUUUGCCUUUUUCUAAUGGACUUUUUAAAAAAAAAGUUUAAUUGAGAUUUUGAAUCUUAAAAACAAAUGAAAUUUAAUAUUAAUGAAUCUCUUUAGGUUUAAUAAUUAUGCCAGUAACCUGAUAAUUUUAAUGCAGCAGCUUCCUUUGCAAAAAGUUUAGGCUGUUAAAUCUUUCAUGCUUUAAACAAAACAAAAUAAUGAAUUGGUUUAUAAUGAACAUGUUUACUCUUCUGCUGCCAUUCAGUGUCAUUUCUUAAUCCUUUCCUGCUUCUGUCGACUUUUGCUUAUUGCUCCUCUUCAAAUAUCUGAUCUUUACACUUCCUUUCUACCAUUCUCAUUUGUGUUUCAUGAUGCUACAUAACAUUCUUUGACUCACUUGGUUCCUCUGUUCUCCUAUUUCCCAUUUUCCCCUUACAUACUCUCACCUAUUCUCCAUCUUAUAAUGACAGUUCAGUGGCAUGCCUGAGCUGUACCCAGCAGAGUAAGUAACAGAUUUGGCUUCUUAUCUGACACACUAGGUAGAAUUGAAAGUGCGUGUGAGCUGCAAUAGUGCUGUUAACAUGGAUUUUUAUCAAUAGACAAUAGGUGCAGAAGUAGACCAUUCGGCCCCUCGAGUCUGCACCGCCAUUCUGGGAUCAUGGCUGAUCAUUCACUAUCAAUACCCAGUCCCUGCCUUGUCCCCAUAUCCCUUGAUUCCCCUAUCCAUCAGAUAUCCAUCUGAAACGCAGGCUCAGUUGAUGGGUCAUUAGUUUUAUUUUGCAGCUUUUGUGCUGGAUAUAAUUAAUUUUAAAAAGGGAAGUUCCAUGGUUGCAAAAUUUCUUUGUUUAGUUCAUAUUUAUGAAACUUCAAUUUUUUUUGUUUAUUAAGACAAACAAACCCAAUUAUUUCUUCAUAUUCUGUAUGAACUUAAUAAUCUUAUUUUUGCUUAGCAACAGGAGUUACAGAUUUAGAAGUAACUUCCAAUCAAUAUAGAGACUUGCUUCGUAUAUCUUGUACCAUUUUACCAUUGAGAGUUUUAGAACACUUACUUUGCAAGGACUUUUUCAUCUCAACAACUACACAACAAAGCUAUGCUCCAGAAAGUUAGCUGAUUUCUGUUAUGUAGACCACAGGGUUAGGAUGGAAGGAAUUCUGUCCAUUGUUGGCUGUGUGCAAAGAAGCUAGGAAAAUAUAAUAGCCACCUAAGGACUGUGUGCAUCUUGGAAUGCAGUUAGUCCACCCCUUUUUAUUACCAGAGUAACUGAAAUCCAGUUAACUGUGAAGACAUUUGUGUUGAGGCACACAUACACUAUUUGACACCUUACUGAAUAAACGGACAACAAACAUUAGAACUGUAACUUGUAACUCAUUUUGCCCUGAAUAUCAUCAUUAUAUGAAACAGUUGUAAUCUCAUAAGUAAACAAUUAUAGUUUCUUGCUGUGAGUGUUUAACUGGUUUUUAAUUUUUUAAAAAAAUCAGUUCUCGGAUUUUGGCUAUGUGUCAUUUUAUUGGGGACUAAAAAAAAGAAUUUUAAAAAAUGUUCUUCUUUUCUGUAUCUGAUGUUCUGUGUGCUAGUAGUGAUGCAGCCAACAUGAACGGUUGUCGUGUGUAACACAACUUUCGAACACUGAGAGUGAUCGCCUGGGGAAAACGUCCAUGCUUGAUAUCGUAUGGUACAUGACCAAUAAGUUUCAAGUACAGGUGACCAUAGCUCAAAGUGUUAAAUUAUUGUCUACAUUUUUAAAUUUUAAAACAAAUUUUCCUGUAAUAUAUGGUUGCAUACAGUUUUGCACUUUUAAUCUUAUUACAGAGUAGGUUAAAAGACAUCUUUAUGUUUGUAUAUAUUUGGAAGGAUCUAGAAGUGAGCUCUCAGAUUAGUCAAUCUGUGCUGUUGAGAUGGGGAGCAAAAAAAUCUCAAUUUUUUAAAAAUUCCAUUAUCCUAAGUAAUUGUGUUGCUUCUUUCACAGGUAAAAUCCCAGAUGAAUCCAAAGCCUUGCCUCUUUUGGCUCCUGCCACUUCUGUUACAGGACUGAUAUCUGGUGCAGGUUUGCUCCCAGUACCUACUUCAAGCCCUCUGGUUUCUGUGAGUGAUAUUUUGAUACCGAAGAUUACUGGAGUUGAAGUAACCGGAGGUACAAUAGGGGCUGUUGUUGGUUCUGUCCCUAUUACUACACUGGGAGCACUACAAGCUGGACUCGAUCCUUCCCUAACAGCAUUAGGAAUAAGCUCUCAACCUCCAACAAUGGGCAAUGUCGAUCCUUCCAAGAUUGAAGAAAUUAGAAGAACCAUUUAUGUUGGAAACUUGAAUUCACAGACAACCACGGCAGACCAGCUACUAGAAUUUUUCAGCCAAGUUGGUGAGGUGAAAUUUGUCCGUAUGGCAGGAGAUGAGACCCAACCAACCAGAUUUGCCUUUGUGGAAUUUGCUGAGCAGUCUUCAGUUCUACGGGCCCUAGCCUUCAACGGAGCUAUGUUUGGGGAUCGGCCCUUAAAAAUCAAUCAUUCUAAUAAUGCAAUCGUGAAGCCUCCAGAGAUGACUCCACAGGCUGCUGCGAAAGAGCUUGAAGAAGUGAUGAAGAGAGUGAGAGAAGCGCAGUCCUUUAUAUCAGCAGUUAUUGAACCAGCAGCAGAAAAAGAAGGCACUGAAACAAACAGAAGAUCCAGAUCCUAUUCCCGAUCAAGAAAGAAAAGAUCUCGCUCCAGUUCUAAACAAAGACACUCCAGAAGCAGAUCUCCCUCAAAGCACAAAGAUAGGCGUGAUUCUAAGAGCCCUCAAGCAAAACGUUCACGAUCUAAAGAUAGGCGUAGAUCAAGAAGUUCUUCCCAGUCAAGGGAAAAGAAGCCAGAAGGAAAUAAUAAAGGGAAGGAAGAAAACAAGGAUGGAGAUGUGGAAAAUGAGAAAAAGAAAGAAAAGAAUUCCAGCACUCCACCAAGAAGAUCUCGAAGUUCAAGCAGAGAAAAAUAUAGGAAGAAAAGCAGAAGUUUAUCAAGAAAAAGAUCCAAGACGCCUAAAAGGAGGUCUAAGACACCAAAAAGAAAGUCCCGGUCACCACGCAGACGGUCCCGAUCACCACGUAGGCGGUCCCGGUCACCACGCAGGCGGUCCAGGUCACCGAGGAGAAGGUCGCGGUCGCCGAGGAGGAGAUCCCGGUCACCGAGGAGGAGGUCACGGUCACCAAGAAGGAGGUCCAGGUCGCCGAGAAGAAGGUCCAGGUCGCCAAGGAGGAGAUCCAGGUCACCGAGGAGAAGAUCCAGGUCACCGAGGAGGAGGUCCAGGUCACCAAAAAGAAGGCAGAGGACACCAAAAAGAAGGCUUUCCAAAUCGCCUUCUCCAAGAAGGAAUAGGAAAGAGAAAAGAAGAGACAAAGACAGAGAACAGAGCAAAGAUGGAGCUGAGAACAGAGAAAAUUCAAAUAGUCAAAACAUAGACAAAAGUAAACGCGAUCAUUCCACCUCAAAGAAGAAAAAAGACAAGGAGAGGGAGAAGGACAAAGACAAGGAGAGGGAGAAGGACAAAGACAAGGAGAGGGAGAAGGACAAAGACAAGGAGAGGGAGAAGGACAAAGACAAGGAGAGGGAGAAGGACAAAGACAAGGAGAGGGAGAAGGAUAAAGACAAGGAGAGGGAGAAGGACAAAGACAAGGAGAGGGAGAAGGAUAAAGACAAGGAGAGGGAGAAGGACAAAGACAAGGAGAGGGAGAAAGGGAAAGAUAGGGAGAGGGAAAAGAACAAAGACAAGGAAAAGGUGAAAGGCAAGAUGAAGGAAGACAAAGAUCAGGGGAAAGAUACACUAAAGGAGGAGAAAGAUGAGGGAAAAGAUGCACUUAAGGAAGAGAAAGGCAUGGAGAAAGAUGAAGCAUUGGCAGAGAAAGAUGAGAAUGAUGAAAUAGAGAAAAGUAAGGAAAGGGAGGAUAAGGCAAAGGAGAAAGAAGAGCAGAAAAAUGAGGUGAAUGAUAACGAAGAUAAAGACAAAGCAAAGGAGGAUGAGAAGAAAGAUAAGUCAAAGGAAGAGAAGAAUGAGGACAAAGACAAGGCAAAGGAAGCAAAGAAUGAGAAGGGGAAAGACGAGAAAGACAAAGCAAAGGAAGAGGACAAGGAGAUGGAGAAAGAUAAAACAGAGGAGAAGGAUAUGGAGGAGAAAGAACAAAAAGAUGAAGAACAAGACUGCAAAAUCAAGCUGAUUACAAGUCAUAUCAAGGUGGGAGAAGAUUUUGUUAAUGAAGAUGGCUUUAAUAGUGACAAAAGCAAAGAAAUUACAGGACCCAAGAAUAAUGUGUUAGUUAACGUUCAAGAAAAUGGUAAUCACAGCCUGAUUCAGUCAAACACGGAAGAAACACAAAAGUCUGAGAAUAUUCUAUUAGUUAAGGUUGAAGAGGAAAACAGGGGGAAAACAGACACACUGUCUAUGGACUUAAAUGAUACGCAGAACAAUUCUGCUUCUGUGAGUGAAGAAGAUUGUCUUUAACAACUCGGUCUUUCUGGAAUGGUUACAUAUCUGUUUGACAUCUAUGAUGUGUCCAGGUACUUAUUCAGUCUUCAGAAAUUUAGUACAAAAAGAAA